AUUGAGUUUUAGAGUAAAGGAAAAGGAAUAUGGCAAAGAAGCCAAGAAAGAUGAUAAAGAUAGCCCAGUUUGACCCAACACAGGAAUUUCAGAUGAAUGUUCCCCCAAUUGGUAUCCGGCCAGCUGGUCCACCUGGACCUCCUGGAGUUCCUGGCAAGAGAGGAAGGAAGGGGAAAAAGGGAGAAUCUGGGGAAUCUGGCCCACCUGGGACAGCAGGGACACCGGGCAAAAAUGGCUUUCCGGGCCAGACCGGGGUACGCGGAUUUCCGGGAUUUCCGGGACCCAUAGGACUUGAUGGUCCCAAAGGAGAACCAGGCAGGCCUGGUGAAAAAGGCCAAAAGGGCCAAACGGGCAGCGCAGGCAUCGAUGUGCUACAAGCAGUCAAGGGAUUGCAAGAAAGGGGUCACAAUAUUUCUGGCGAAGUAUUGAUUACCCUGAAAGGUGAACCUGGUGAACCAGGGCCUCCAGGACCACCAGGCCCUUCAGGAUCUGAAGGCAUGCCUGGACACGACGGUCGACAAGGCAUGCCUGGAGAACCAGGACCAGCUGGGGACCGAGGAGAGUCAGGACCAAUGGGACCACCCGGACCCCCCGGCCUGGAUGGUAUGAUUGGACCAAAAGGAGAGAGAGGUCCAUCUGGAGUAAUGGGCGUAUCAGGAUAUCCAGGACUUCCGGGACAUAUGGGUUUGCCUGGUGUUCCUGGCAGGAAUGGGAGCAAAGGUGAACCUGGUAAGCCUGGAGACAAAGGAGAUAAGGGAGAAAGAGGUCUUACGACAACAUUAACUGGUGACCAAUUCCCCACAGGUAUCAUUGAAGGUCCACCAGGUCCCCCAGGACCCCCAGGUGAUAAAGGAGAACCAGGACCUGUAGGACCUCCAGGAGCCCCUGGUGAAAAGGGAGCGAGAGGAAGGCGUGGCAAGAAGGGCCUAGACGGAGAUGUGCUGUCCAGGGGAUUACCGGGAGAAAAGGGGGCCACAGGUCGGCCGGGGACUAGAGGGGGGAGAGGCGUUAGAGGGUUUACUGGGUUCUCAGGGGCCAAAGGCGAUUCCGGAGUGAUGGGACCUCCAGGAAUUUCCGGCCUAAAUGGAGAACCAGGACUUCAGGGACCUCCAGGUCUUCCGGGGUCUACAGGAGACAAAGGAGAUAAAGGAGACUACGGUGAUAUUGGGCCGCCAGGACUUAUGGGACCUCCAGGAUUGCCGGGACCUCCUGGUUAUCCUGGACAGAAAGGAGAGAAAGGAGAAAAAGGAGACUCGAAGUACAAAAAACUGAGAAGGCGACAGUUUCAGGGAGACGGCACGGGAGAGUUUUCUACCGGAGAAUUGAUUAUGGGACCCCCAGGACCACCCGGUCCUCCAGGAGUACCAGGCUUACAGGGUCCUCCAGGAAUCAAGGGUGAUCGAGGUGCAGACGGACUAAAGGGUGAACCAGGUGAAAAAGGCUCAAAGGGGGAUCCAGGACCUAUGGGACUACCUGGUCCAAUGGGACUAAGAGGUGAAAGUGGAAGACCAGGUGACUAUGGCAAAAGUGGCCCCAUGGGACCGCCAGGACUGGAUGGAAUGAAAGGAGCACAAGGAGAGCCAGGAAGCAAAGGGGAGAGAGGAGAUCCAGGACUUCCUGGUACCGAUGGAAUUCCUGGACAGGAGGGUCCUAAAGGCGACAAAGGCUACAAAGGUGAUGCGGGUCCGCUGGGAAAACGUGGAAGAAAAGGCGAUAAAGGAGAUAAGGGAGACCAAGGAGUUCCAGGACUUGAUGCCCCCUGUCCUCUAGGAACAGACGGAUUACCAUUGCCAGGUUGUGGAUGGAGACCUCCAAAGGAAGCCCCACGGCCAGCUCCACCACCGCCGAUACACACAGAAUUCGACGUUGAAGAUCCGACCGAAGAGGGAGAAGAUUACGAGGAAGUCGAAGGGGAGGAAUACGAUGAUUACGCAGAAAUCAACCAAGCUCUGCCGACUGACACUUAAUUUCAUCUACUAACCUGUGUUUUAGGUUCAUUUGAUCAUUGGGUAGAUCAGACAUUAGCGCCCCUUCAGAACUGUCUAGUACUUAUAGUGCAAAGUGACCAUGUACAUAGUGUUCCCACAGACAGUUGUUUUUAUAAUGAAGCUUUGUCAACGUUUCGGCAGUAAAUUCUUUUGUACUACAUUAUCAAUGUUUGGGUGUUUUGAAAAGUUCAAAAAAUAUAGCAUGUUAUUUACUUGGACCUGCUAAAGUCUACUAAGAAAUUAAAAUGAACAAAAAUUGUAGUUAAUUAACUAAAAUACAAUGAUAAUUUAUCAUUCUUUUUUAUUUUUUAGUAACUUUGGCGUGGUCCUUCUGAUUUAGAACUAUUGUCCAUAUAUUUAUGAAAGUUUUGUAAAUAUAUAUUACGUUGUAGGUCCAGUAGUCAAUAUUUUGUAAUGGUUUCUUAUAUUUGUAUCUUUUGGAAUAUUAUUUACUAAAAUUUUCUUCUAAUCCACAUGUUAUUAUAAGCCAGAAUUCCUGUUGUACAUUUUUUUCAUUAAAGCCUAUUUAUAUUGUC
This is a messenger RNA of Diabrotica virgifera virgifera (western corn rootworm), 2524 nucleotides long. RefSeq names its product collagen alpha chain CG42342. Lineage: Eukaryota; Metazoa; Arthropoda; Insecta; Coleoptera; Chrysomelidae. The transcript is spliced from 27 exons. Bases 30 to 1967 code for a protein of 645 amino acids. The record is from RefSeq and is a predicted model, not a curated record.